Molecule: messenger RNA, 2221 nt
Organism: Scomber japonicus (chub mackerel)
Lineage: Eukaryota; Metazoa; Chordata; Actinopteri; Scombriformes; Scombridae
Gene: slc16a5a
Product: solute carrier family 16 member 5a
Exons: 5
Coding region: 214-1833 (539 amino acids)
Biological process (GO): transmembrane transport; monocarboxylic acid transport
Molecular function (GO): monocarboxylic acid transmembrane transporter activity
Source: RefSeq, a predicted model, not a curated record
AGACCUCCAGACCUGCAGCCUCUGCUCCGGCAAUCACCGAGCAGCGACCGCGCCUGUGAAGCACCGACGGACGGCUGCAGGAGAACCACCACAACCAUCUCAAAGAAAAGGUGUCUUUAAAGGUCGCAGCAGCUCCAGUGACAUGGACAGCAGGAGUCAUUACACACCCUGCAGAGCUAACACAGGAGCCAUACCUGACCUGCCAAGCAGAAAAUGACUCAGAGAAAUGGAAUCAGAGGGACGAGUGAUCACUGCCUCCACUCGGAGGCCUCCAUGGUCCGUGAGCACGCCAACGGCACGGAGCAUGAGAAGGUUCAAGAGGCCAUCGAUUGUGAGUCUGAGGAAGGGGGGCAUGGAGAAGAAAACAGAGACUCUGUAGCUGUAACAGGAGCAGUCACAGCUCCUGAUGGGGGCUGGGGCUGGGUGGUGCUGGUUGCCACAAUCAUAGUCCUGGCUUUGACCCUGGCCUUCCCCUCCUGUGUGGGAAUCUUCUACACUGACUUGCAGAAUGAAUUCGAUGCCACCAACAGUGAAACCUCCUGGGUGCCCUCCAUCAUGACAUCAGCGCUUCAUGCUGGAGGUCCCUUUUGCAGCGUGUUGGUGGAGAGACUUGGUUGCCGGGCGACGGUCAUGUUGGGUGGAGUCCUGAGUGGGCUUGGAAUGACUGCCAGCUCAUUUACCCAGUCCAUCUCCGAGCUCUACGUCACCGCGGGGGUUAUUACAGGACUCGGUUUCUGCUUCAGCUUCCAGCCGGCUGUGACAAUCCUCGGGCACUACUUUGUGCGUCGCCGUGUGUUUGCCAACGCCAUGUCGUCCACCGGCACGGCGCUGGGUCUGUGCACUCUCCCUUUUCUGGGUAACUACCUCCACACAGAGCUGGGCUGGAGGGGAAGCUUUCUCGUUCUGGGGGCCGUCCUGCUUAACUGCUGUGUGUGUGGAGCAGUGAUGAGGCCCUUGCAGGCCCCCAAGCGUCGAGGCCAACCCUUGAUGAAUCAUGGACCCCCUCCACCAGAGGUGGAGAAUGUGAGGAAGGAGAAAGGAAGGAUGAGGACGAUAUGGAGCUGCCUGAGGGCUUCCCUCAGCAGACACAUGGCCUUUGAUCAGCUCCGCAACAACCCCCGUUACCGUGCGUAUGCUAUAGGCAUCACCUGGAUGAUGCUCGGGUUUGUGGUGCCCCUCGUGUAUCUGGUUCCUUAUGCCACAGCCAACAAAAUGGAGCAGGGUCGGGCCGCGUUGCUGCUCUCCAUCCUGGGUAUCGUUAACAUCGUGGUGCGACCUCCGUUCGGCGUCAUGUUCAACAUGCCCUGGUUCAAAGGGCGACACAUCUAUGUAUUUGCCUCAGCUUUGCUGGUCAACGGGCUCAGUAACAGUAUCUGCUGCAUCGGGCCAAGUUUCACUGUACUGCUGACUUAUGUGACCAUCUACGGACUGUCCAUGAGUGUGGUGGGCUCUCUGAUGUUCACCGUCCUCAUGGAGACAGUGGAGAUGAGCCGUUUCCCCUCAGCUCUGGGUCUGCUCGCUAUAAUGGAGAGCGUCACACUGCUCAUUGGGCCUCCACUGGCAGGAGUCCUUAUUGACAGAACAGGCCAGUACUUCCAUGUAUUCUUUGCCUGCAGUGCCGUUGUUGCCUCAUCUGCCGUGUUUCUCAUGGUAUCAUUUUUCUGGCUGGACAAAAAGGACAGGGAGUCGUCAAAGCAAGGUCAACCCUCCACACUGCCCGACCCAGCGAGACCUGCUGUCGACGCUCCUGGCUGCCAGUACAGCAGUGUGCCCACAGAGGGAGACAAAGACAAGGCCUCGGCUAACGGGGCAGAGUAUAUCACCAGCGUCUGAAUCUGCUUACACUGUGUGUCACUCCCUUAACACACGUCACACUCUGGGUCAGACAGCUUGGCAAAUAAUUCCUAAUGUUUGCACCAGCUCGCUCCAAUGUGCCAGAUGUUCAAAAUUGACUCUUCUGUGGUUGACAGCACACCUGAUCUGAUCCAAGCUGUCCCCAUGUGUUGAAAAGUUGCCAUCUGGUACGCCAUAAAAGGCUAAACAAAUAUGAAUAAUUUGCUCUGUUUGACCCAGUUUAAACACUUGAUCCUAUAUACCAAAAUGAACAGAUAUGUGCACUUACAACUACAACGUGAUUGUACUGUUUUAUUGUAAUAUGCUGCUGAUCUUAUCUAUGUGAUCACACAAUCUUAUCAUACAGGAGGUAUCUCACUCUAUCUAA